Molecule: messenger RNA, 2469 nt
Organism: Merops nubicus (carmine bee-eater)
Lineage: Eukaryota; Metazoa; Chordata; Aves; Coraciiformes; Meropidae
Gene: FGFR4
Product: fibroblast growth factor receptor 4
Exons: 16
Coding region: 1-2421 (806 amino acids)
Biological process (GO): protein phosphorylation; regulation of bile acid biosynthetic process; fibroblast growth factor receptor signaling pathway
Cellular component (GO): signaling receptor complex; membrane
Molecular function (GO): fibroblast growth factor binding; fibroblast growth factor receptor activity; ATP binding
Source: RefSeq, a predicted model, not a curated record
AUGUGGCCUCCACACUGGGGUGGGUGUGUGGUCAGGUCCUGCCAUCAGGGAGGGAGGAGCAAUGGGGUGGACGCUCACAGCAUCUGUCCAGAGCUAUUUGAGAGCCCAUUGCUGGAGUCAGAAGAGGAACAUCUCCUGCUGGACCCGGGGAACGCGUUGAAGCUGUACUGUGAUGCCAACCAGAGUGGUGCCAGCGUGGUCUGGUACAAAGAGUCCCAGCCACUUGUCCCAGGGGGACGCGUCCGCCUCCGGCAGAGCUUGCUGGAAAUUUCAGAGGUUGCCUACGAGGACUCAGGGCUCUAUGUAUGUCGGGCGCGGGGGACUGGGGAUAUUCUGUGCAACUUCACCAUCUCCAUUGUGGACUCGGUGGCAUCAGGCGAUGACGAUGAAGACAGUGAUGGGGACAGUCCUCACAGAGACCGAAACGAGGAGCCCGUUUAUGUGCACAGAGCUCCUUACUGGACUCACCCACACCGGAUGGACAAGAAGCUGUACGCGGUUCCCGCGGGGAACACGGUGAAGUUUCGCUGCCCAGCCUCGGGCAGCCCCAGCCCCAGUAUCCGCUGGUUCAAGAACGGGCGCGAGUUCCGGGGGGAGCACCGCAUCGGGGGCAUCCGGCUCCGGCACCAGCACUGGAGCCUGGUGAUGGAGAGCGUGGUGCCCUCCGACCGCGGCAACUACACCUGCCUGGUGGAGAACAGAUUUGGCAGCAUCCACUACAGCUACCUCCUGGACGUGCUGGAGAGGUCUCCACACAGGCCCAUCUUGCAGGCUGGGCUGCCUGCCAACACCACAGCCCUGGUGGGCAGUGACGUGGAGUUCUUCUGCAAGGUCUACAGUGACGCCCAGCCCCACAUCCAGUGGCUGAAGCACAUCGAGGUGAACGGCAGCAGCUAUGGUCCCGACGGGGUCCCCUACGUGCAAGUGCUCAAGACUGCAGACAUCAACAGCUCCGAGGUGGAGGUGCUGUACCUGCGCAAUGUCUCCAUGGAGGAUGCUGGCGAGUACACCUGCCUGGCGGGGAACUCCAUCGGCCUCUCCUACCAGUCUGCCUGGCUCACCGUCCUGCCAGAAGAGGAGCUGGUGAGGGAAGCUGAAGCCCCUGAGGCCAAGUACACAGACAUCAUUAUCUACACCUCGGGCUCGCUGGCCGUGGCCAUGGCCAUCAUCAUCGUGGUGCUCUGCAGGAUGCAGACUCAGUCGAGCAAGCAGCCCCUGGAGCCCAUGGCUGUCCACAAGCUCUCCAAAUUUCCACUCAUCCGACAGUUUUCCCUGGACUCCAGCUCCUCCGGGAAGUCCAGCACGUCCCUGAUGCGCGUCACCCGUCUCUCCUCCAGCUGCGCCCCAAUGCUGGCUGGGGUCAUGGAGCUGGACCUGCCCCUCGAUGCCAAGUGGGAGUUCCCUCGAGACAAGCUGGUGCUGGGCAAGCCCCUGGGGGAAGGCUGCUUUGGCCAGGUGGUGCGGGCAGAGGCUUACGGCAUCGAUAGAGACCGGCCAGACAGAGCAGUCACUGUGGCUGUCAAAAUGCUGAAAGACAGUGCCACUGAUAAGGACCUGGCUGACCUCAUAUCCGAGAUGGAGAUGAUGAAGCUCAUGGACAAGCACAAGAACAUCAUCAACCUCCUGGGAGUCUGCACGCAGGACGGGCCACUGUACGUGAUCGUGGAGUUUGCUGCAAAAGGCAACCUGCGUGAGUACCUCCGUGCCCGCCGCCCCCCGACACCUGACUACGCCUUCGACAUCGUGGCCAUGCCCGAGGAGCAACUCUCCUUCAAGGACCUGGUCUCUUGCAUCUACCAGGUUGCCCGUGGCAUGGAGUACCUGGAGUCCAAACGGUGCAUCCACCGUGACCUGGCUGCCCGCAACGUGCUGGUCACGGCAGAGAGCGUGAUGAAGAUCGCAGACUUUGGAUUGGCCAGGGACGUCCACGACAUCGACUACUACAAGAAAACCAGUAAUGGUCGCCUGCCAGUGAAGUGGAUGGCACCUGAGGCCCUGUUUGACCGAGUCUACACCCACCAGAGCGAUGUGUGGUCCUUUGGGAUCCUGAUGUGGGAGAUCUUCACGCUGGGGGGAUCCCCCUACCCUGGCAUCCCUGUCGAGGAGCUCUUCAAGCUGCUGAAGGAGGGACACCGCAUGGACCGGCCGUCCAACUGCACCCAUGAGCUGUACAUGUUGAUGCGGGAGUGCUGGCACGCUGUCCCUUCACAGCGUCCCACCUUCAAGCAGCUGGUGGAGGGGCUGGACAAGAUCCUGGCUGCUGUUUCAGAGGAGUACCUGGACCUCUCCAUGCCCUUUGAGCAGUACUCGCCCUCCUGUGAGGACACCGGCAGCUCCUGCUCCUCCGAUGACUCUGUCUUCACCCAUGACCCGCUGCCACUAGCUCCUCGCCUCUUCUCCUACCCCAAUGUGAGGACUUAAGGGCGGGCAGGGAAGGGGGAUGCCGAGGUUGCCCCUGCCCUCGCAGGG